UAAAGGGGUGGGCAACAAAAAUUGACAGAACUGGAACUGACGGCACCAGCUGAGGUGGAAAAUAAGUGAAGAUAUUCGUGAAAAAUGGCUUUUGCUUUGGCCAGAGUGCAUGCAAUUCCAAAGCAACAAAUUGCUGCUAUUUAUCCACUUUUGGUGAAUUGUCAGCGUCGUGGGAAUGCCACGGGUCCUCCGCCACCACCAAAUGCCCCGCCGCCACAGACAAAGACAAAAUUCGGGCCACUAGCGGAUCAAGAUAGGAUCUUUACGAAUCUGUAUGGGAGGCAUGAUUGGCGUCUCAAGGGGGCCCUCAAGCGGGGGGAUUGGUACAAGACGAAGGAGAUCCUGCUGAAGGGAUCAGAGUGGAUUAUUAAUGAAAUCAAGGUCUCGGGUCUCCGUGGUCGUGGUGGAGCUGGUUUCCCGUCUGGACUCAAGUGGUCCUUCAUGAGUAAGCCCUCAGAUGGGCGCCCCAAGUAUCUUGUUGUGAAUGCUGAUGAAGGUGAACCGGGAACGUGCAAAGAUCGCGAUAUAAUGCGCCACGAUCCUCACAAGCUCGUCGAGGGGUGCCUCAUUGCGGGACGUGCAAUGGGGGCUCAAGCGGCAUACAUCUACAUCCGUGGGGAGUUCUACAAUGAAGCUUCCAACAUGCAGUACGCCAUUGCUGAGGCAUACCAGGCGGGAUUAAUUGGGAAGAAUGCUUGCGGAUCGGGGUAUGAUUUUGAUGUUUUCAUGCAUCGUGGCGCUGGGGCGUACAUUUGCGGCGAGGAAACAGCCCUGAUUGAAUCGUUGGAGGGAAAGCAGGGAAAGCCACGCCUAAAGCCCCCAUUCCCAGCUGAUAUUGGGGUCUUUGGGUGCCCCACAACUGUUACGAAUGUCGAAACAGUGGCCGUUUCGCCGAGUAUCUGUCGUCGUGGUGGUGUGUGGUUUGCCAGCUUUGGACGCACCCGGAAUUCCGGGACGAAGCUCUUCAAUAUCUCGGGGCACGUGAACAAUCCCUGCACCGUUGAGGAGGAGAUGUCAAUCCCCCUGAAGGAGCUCAUUGAACGUCAUGCCGGUGGUGUUCGUGGUGGGUGGGAGAAUCUCCUGGCUGUCAUUCCCGGUGGCUCAUCGACCCCGUGCAUCCCGCAGAAUGUCUGCACGGAGGCUAUUAUGGACUUUGAUGGGCUCGUGCAGGUGCAGACAUCCCUGGGAACGGCUGCCGUGAUUGUCAUGGAUAAAUCCACGGAUAUCAUUCGUGCCAUUCACAGAUUGUGUGAAUUCUACAAGCACGAGAGUUGCGGGCAGUGCACACCGUGCCGCGAGGGUUUGGGAUGGAUGAACAAGAUUAUGGGGCGCUUUGUGACGGGUAAUGCGCAAAAGGCGGAGAUUGAUAUGCUCUGGGAGAUUUCGAAGCAAAUUGAGGGGCAUACCAUUUGUGCUCUGGCCGAUGGAGCUGCAUGGCCCGUUCAGGGGCUCAUCCGGCACUUCCGCCCUGUGAUUGAGAAACGCAUCGAGGCGGCAGGUGGGCAGAAGGUGGCACAUCGCCAGUGAUUGUGGGCGUCGAACGAUAGCAAAAAAUUCUCCUUAGAAGAUCACAUUCAAUUGUAAACUUCAACAUGUAACUUAUCUUACCCAAGAAGAAAAGGGGAGUUGAUUUUUCUCUUUAAAAAAUACAGAAAAAAUUAAAUAAAA
Messenger RNA from Lutzomyia longipalpis, 1668 nucleotides. It is a transcript of the gene ND-51, whose product is annotated as NADH dehydrogenase [ubiquinone] flavoprotein 1, mitochondrial. Gene Ontology annotation, biological process: mitochondrial electron transport, NADH to ubiquinone. The transcript has 3 exons. Bases 85 to 1527 code for a protein of 480 amino acids. The record is from RefSeq and is a predicted model, not a curated record. Lineage: Eukaryota; Metazoa; Arthropoda; Insecta; Diptera; Psychodidae. Gene Ontology annotation, molecular function: NAD binding; NADH dehydrogenase (ubiquinone) activity; FMN binding.